Messenger RNA from Theobroma umbraticum, 888 nucleotides. Lineage: Eukaryota; Viridiplantae; Streptophyta; Magnoliopsida; Malvales; Malvaceae. The record is from RefSeq and is a predicted model, not a curated record.
AUGAAAGAACCUAGCCUAGAAGAAGUAGAUGAUGAGCUAGAAAUAUUCAACAAUGAAGAGAUAGAAGAAGUUUUUGCUGAUCAUGGAGAAGCUCUUAUUGUUUGUCGUAACCUUAACACUGUUAUGAUGACAGAAGAUGAAAGUUGGCUUUGUCAUAACAUAUUCUAUACAAGGUGCACAUCUCAAGGGAAGGUUUGUAAUAUCAUUAUUGAUAGUGGAAGUUGUGAGAAUGUUGUUGCCAACUACAUGGUGGAGAAGUUGAAACUUCCAACUGAAGUAUAUCCUCAUCCUUACAAGUUACAAUGGUUGAGAAAAGGAAACGAAGUUAAGGUAACCAAGUGCUGUUGUGUUCAAUUCUCUAUUGAAAAUAAGUAUGAAAAUGAAGUCAGGUGUGAUGUUAUCCUAAUGGAUGCAUACCACUUGUUGUUAGGACACCCAUGGCAAUAUGAUCGUCGAGCUCACCAUGAUGGAUACAAGAAUACUUAUUCCUUCAUCAAAUAUGGAGUAAAAAUUAUGUUGACUCCAUUAAAGCCAGAAAACCGAUCAAAGAGACCAAAGGAAGAUAAAGCACUCAUCACUAUGGUUGGCUUAAACAAAGCUUAUCUUGAGUCAAACCAUUUACGUCUCUUAUUAGUCUCUAAGGAGAAUGAAGUAUCUUCACCCUUAUCCAAGCAUGGUCAAACAAAAUUGGUCAACAAAAGUUUUGAAAACUUAUUGAGAAGCUUUGUAAACAACCAUGCCAUUAACAAGACAACAGUUAAGUAUGAUUUUCCUAUCUCUCGAUUGGAUGACAUGCUCAUUGGUUCUAAGAUGUUCCAUGCACUUAAUGCUAUGCUGAUGUUGUCUUUGUUCCCCUUUAACUUUUCUGAUGUUGUGGUGGGUUAUUAA